Podarcis muralis (Common wall lizard) is the source of this 1498-nucleotide messenger RNA. RefSeq names its product Krueppel-like factor 5. Gene Ontology annotation, biological process: regulation of transcription by RNA polymerase II. NCBI's taxonomy places the organism in Eukaryota, Metazoa, Chordata, Lepidosauria, Squamata, Lacertidae. The record is from RefSeq and is a predicted model, not a curated record. Gene Ontology annotation, molecular function: DNA-binding transcription factor activity, RNA polymerase II-specific; RNA polymerase II cis-regulatory region sequence-specific DNA binding.
AUGCCAUCCAUCCAUUCGGAGCUGAACCGGGUUCCGCACAGUCGCGAAAACAAACCGAAAAAGCGGCAAACUGAAUCUGCUCCGGAAGAUGAGCUGCUGCCCAGUUUCGAAACCCGCCAACAUGGAAGACACAGAUGUCUUCGAAGACAUCCAACCGACGGUACAGAUCUCGGAAAGUCAACAGGCUCUGGCCCAGGCCCCCUUCGAAAUGGACCAGUACCUCUCAGGACAUUUGCCCGCCACCCCCUGGACGUCGGGCAGAAGUACCGCCGGGAAAGCGCCUCCGUGGUCGACGAAUACUUCUCCACAGAGAAGCCACCUUCUGCCCACCUUCGCACGGGCCUCUACCGGCCCCCCAAGCCCCUCGCCCCCUUCGCCCGGGUCAAAUCGGAACCCGGCACCUUCUUGGCCAGGCCAGGCCCAGCCGGGGCAUGGCAGACCCUCCCCGACUUUGGCAGCGCCUUCCACGUCUUCUCCAACCCGGGUUGGAUCUUGGGGUGCCUGUCCCUGGGCACCGGCCUGCCGCCGUCACCACCAAACUCGCAGCCUGGCAGCCCGGAGUUUGCCGAGGGCAUCUCUCAAAGGCAGGACCAGGCUGCCUCGUCGGUGAAAGGACCCCUCCAGGGCCAAAUGCCAACGCUGCAUGGUGGAUUGCAGACCCUCGCCGUGCCGAUCCCCAAGUACAGCCAGAGGAACAACCCGGAGCUGGAGAAGAGAAGGGUCCAUCAUUGUGACUACUCCGGUUGCACAAAGGUUUACACCAAAAGUUCUCACCUGAAAGCACAUCAGAGGACUCACACAGGCGAGAAGCCAUAUCGGUGUGCUUGGGACGGGUGUGAGUGGUGCUUCGCCCGAUCUGACGAGCUAACACGCCACUACCGGAAACAUACGGGUGCCAAACCCUUUGGGUGCCUCGCCUGUGGGCGAUGUUUUUCCCGAUCGGACCACUUGGCGCUGCACAUGAAAAGGCACCAGAACUAAAGAUGGAGGCCCACAGCCAAACAGCCGCAUUGUGCAUAUUAGGAGGAUGUCAGCAAGGCUGAACCUUUUUGUAAAAAAUGGGAUUUUAUUAUUCCAAAAAAGAAACCUUCCUCCGCUUGUCCAUAUUAAGAGGAUGCCAGCAACUCUGAACCUUUCUGUAAAAAGGGGGAUUUUAUUAUCCUCAAAAGGAAACCUUCUUUGGUGCUCAAACGCCCUCUAAGAGUGCCCCACCUACUUGGUUUCCCCUCCGACCCAUUUUUGAUUUUGUUUUAUACAUUUUGAAUGUUUUGCUUAAAUACCAUCUGUCAUUGUGUUAGAUUUUGUGUUAAAUGCCAUCUGUUAAACAUCUUUAUCCCAUUUUCCUUUAUCGCCUCGCAAGCUGCAAAUCUCCAGCUCUCCAUCCAUAAUUUCCCCCAUGAUGAUAAUCGUAUCAGUUUACUACCAAUAUCCAUAGCCUAUUGGAUCAUUACCUCUUUUACAUCCCAUUGCAAUAAAAUUCCAUAUAUUUUAGAAAUCA